Messenger RNA from Vitis riparia (riverbank grape), 2251 nucleotides. Its product is annotated as stomatal closure-related actin-binding protein 1-like. Gene Ontology annotation, molecular function: actin binding. The record is from RefSeq and is a predicted model, not a curated record. Lineage: Eukaryota; Viridiplantae; Streptophyta; Magnoliopsida; Vitales; Vitaceae. Gene Ontology annotation, biological process: regulation of stomatal movement; actin filament organization. The transcript is spliced from 13 exons. Bases 431 to 1921 code for a protein of 496 amino acids.
AGGGUUUGUGUUUUGACUUCAUUCCAGCUGAGGUGCUCAUUCUUUGACCUUAAUUUUAUUUUUGUUGCUUUGGGGAAGCUGUUUUUGAGGUCUUUGUUCCCACACUCAACUGCCAAUGCUGGAAAGUUUUGGAUGCAAGAGUUUUAAUUUAUCUUGCCCGGUUUCCAGAGACCACACUGGGGAGUCUUCCCCCUAAUUAUUGCGUUUGAUCUAGGAAAUUUUGUUUUUGUUUUUGUUUUUGUUUGUUUUUUGCUUUGAAAUGGUAUAUCUAUUGUUGAAGAUUGGAUCUUUUAUGUUUUUAAUUGGGUUCAAUUGACUUAGAAGAUUUGUUCUGUUAGUUCUCAGAUGGUGAAAAGUUCAAGAUUUGGAAUUUGUAAUUUGUUUUCCUGCAUCUUAUCAGCAAGCAAAGAAGAGUAGUUCAGUUGGAACAAUGACGAGGGUAGGCCGUGAUUUCAGCAACACAAUGCAAAAAGAGGCAGUGCCGGCAGUGUCGGCCGAUGUGACAUUUACCUCAAGUAGAUUUCCCAACUACAAAUUAGGACCUUACAAUCAGAUUAUGGAGGCAAAGGAGGACCCUAAAGUGCUAUCCAUGAAGGAGGUUGUUGCACGAGAAACUGCACAGCUUUUGGAGCAGCAGAAGCGUCUUUCGGUUCGUGAUCUUGCAAACAAAUUUGAGAAAGGGUUGGCUGCUGCCGCCAAGUUGUCUGACGAGGCUAGACUUCGAGAGGCAGCCUCAUUGGAGAAACAUGUUCUUCUGAAGAAACUUAGAGAUGCACUGGAAUCUUUGAAAGGGCGUGUGGCUGGUAGAAACAAAGAUGAUGUAGAGGAUGCCAUUGCUAUGGUGGAAGCUUUAGCAGUUCAGCUGACUCAAAGGGAAGGGGAAUUAAUUCAAGAAAAGGCAGAAGUGAAAAAGCUAGCAAAUUUUCUUAAGCAGGCUUCAGAAGAUGCUAAGAAACUUGUUGAUGAGGAAAGAUCUUUUGCUCGUGCUGAAAUUGAGAAUGCCAGAGAAGCAGUUCGGAGAGUGGAAGAGGCCCUUGAGGAACAAGAACGAAUCGCUCGGGCCUCAGGAAAGCAGGACAUGGACGAAUUGAUGAAGGAGGUUCAAGAAGCUAGACGGAUCAAAAUGCUGCAUCAGCCGAGCAAGGUUAUGGACAUGGAACAUGAGCUUCUAGCAUUAAGGCUUCAGCUUGCAGAAAAGUCUAAGCAUUCUCUUCAGCUCCAGAAAGAGUUGUUAAUCAGCAAGAGCAGGAGGGGUGAGGAAAACAUGUCUGAUAUGUAUGAAUUAGAUGGUCCUGAAGCUUUGGGCUCGUUUUUGCAAAUUCAAGCUUGCUCUGAUAAAGCUCCAGAUCUUUCUCAUUGUUCAAUUCAGUGGUAUCGUGUAUCAUCUGAAGGUGGUAAAAGGGAGCUUAUUUCAGGAGCCAUCAAAUCAGUUUAUGCUCCAGAGCCCUUUGAUGUUGGGCGAGUCUUGCAAGCUGAUAUUGUUUUAGAUGGCUACCAAAUCACAUUGGCAACUGCUGGUCCCAUUGAUCCAGCUGCUGGUUUGGGAAGCUAUGUGGAGGCCCUUGUGCGGAAGCAUGACACAGAAUUCAAUGUUGUUAUAACCCAGAUGAAUGGUGCAGAUCAUCCAUCAGAGUCUAUUCACGUGCUCCAUGUGGGAAAAAUGAGGAUAAAACUUUGUAAAGGAAAGGCAACAAUUGCUAAAGAAUACUAUUCAACUUCAAUGCAGCUCUGUGGGGUUAGAGGAGGAGGUAAUGCUGCAACUCAGGCAUUGUAUUGGCAAGCGAAGAAAGGGCUUUCCUUUGUAUUAGCAUUUGAGUCAGAGAGGGAUAGGAAUGCAGCCAUUAUGCUCGCCAGGAGGUUUGCAUUUGAUUGCAAUAUCAUGCUUGCUGGGCCUGAUGACAGAGCUCCUCAAGGAACCUAACAAACGUGCAUAGUUUUCGUCUUCACUUAAUAUGUAAUUAAGUUGGUUUUCCUAUAACAUAUACUUGAAAGAAGUUUGCGUUAGUUGAGCAUGGCAUUGUUGUGAUUGUAAUAUUGGUUUCCAUGAUUCUUCCUUCUUCCUCCUUUUUCUUUCCCAUUCCCUUCCACCGCCAAGGCAUCCUUUUAGUUGCCUUUAUGUCCUAAUGUAACAAAUUUUCAGCUUGCAUUUGGAGAAUUUAUUUGCAGCUGUGUGUCAAUCUGUAAAGCUUUAUUUCAGUGUUGAGUGAUAUUUUGAUGACUAAUGCCUAUAUACAAUUGUUGUUGUUAGUAA